AUGGUGAAGACUAGAUUAUCUCAAAUAUGUGCUGGUGAAGUCAGGAAUGGCAGUGGGCAUGGCGGUGAUGAUCAGCUGGACAAAGAUAUGGAAAAACAAGUUACUCAGCACCAUUAUCAAGCUAUGAUUGAUAAAAGCCUUGGUCUUGCCAAAGACAGUGAUGGUAACGUGGAAAGUCCCCCUCUUGGUUCAACAGCCAAUAACCUUAAGCCCUGCGAGUGGGACCUGGCUAAUGAGCGUUCUUAUGUGGAUCUCAUCCCAGAUGUAACCUCAGCUGCCAGCAUGUUCAGUGAGGGAAUGGCUGGGAAGGGCAUUAGGAGGCAGAUCAGUAAGAGAAACAUGGCAGUUGCACCGAUUUCCUGGCCCAACCCGAUGAGGGCUAUUGGAGCUCAGAACCUUCUGACUAUGCCUGGAGGAGUCACCAUGGCUGGGUAUCUGCACAAGAAAGGAGGAAGCCAGUUCAGCUUAAUGAAAUGGCCUCUGCGCUACAUUAUAGUUCACAAAGGCUGUGUCUACUAUUUCAAGACCAGCACCUCUGCUACGCCACAGGGAGCAUUUUCACUUAAUGGUUACAACAGGGUCAUGCGAGCAUCAGAGGAAACAACGUCCAGCAACGUUUUCCCAUUUAAGAUCGUUCACUACAGCAAGAGACUCCGGACAUGGUAUUUCUCAGCCGCCAGUGAGGAAGAAAGAAGGAAAUGGAUGUGGUUUUUAAGGAAAGAGAUUAACCACUACAACAACAAGAAGGAUUUUCUAGACCUAAGUGAAUGUGACUCUGAAGAGAGUUUCUAUGAUCCAGUAGAAAGACCUCUGGACGUCAGUGAUGCCCCAGAAGAUCCUAAUUCAGAAUUUGUAGUGCAAGAUGAGGACAGUUACAGUGAGGACUAUCUUAUACCUGAUGGACCUCCAGGUCGGCCCAAGGCUCCCUCCUACCCGCCCCCACCUGUGCCCCCUAACGAUAAAGAAAUAGUAGUUUCCAAUUAUGUCAAGGGUCUUCCACCACCCCCUCCACCCAUCAGGACCCCCCCAAUUCCAAUCCACAGGCAACAAACCAUUCCUAUUCCAGGCCCCGGUAUCCCCUUAGACAACUUGAAAAAAGGGCCUCCUCCACAGCUACCUUCUCCUUUAAAAAAGCCAUUGUUGAGUCCAUUGCCUGCUUCUUCACCGGAGCGUCCAAAGAAACUUAUAAUAACAACUCUUCCAGCAUAUGACAGAAAACCUCCUUUUCCUGUGACUGUUAACAACCAAGCCACUCUGCCCAUCUGUCAGGACCUGGAGAAGAAAGUGGUUCUGAAAAGUGGUAAUAAAUUUAGUUCACAAACAUCACCUGGGGAGAAAAAACUCAACCCACCACCACCAUUGGGUUACAAGCCUGCUCCUCCCAACGUGCCCAAGCCUCCACUGCCAGGAACAAAAAAGCCAUCUCUACAAAGAUCUUCACCUGAUGGCCAAAGUUUCCGGUCCUCUGUGGAGGAGAACCCAUUAAAACAGAAAGGCAAAUCAAAAAACGAGGAUGAGGACUCGGAUGAUGAUUAUGAAAAUGUUCAAUUACCUGAUUCUGUCUUCAUCAACACCACAGAGACCAGCUUUGUAGAAAAGUUAUUUAAGGAGAUGCGCAACUCCCCACCGGACGGCCUUUACUGCAUCCGAAACUCAGGAACAAAGACCUCAAAGGUGAUAGUUGUAUGGGACGUCAGUCUGAACAAGGCCAGAAACUACCGCAUCUUUGAGGAGGAGGAAAAUGUGUUCCUGGACACAGAAGUGACCUUCCCGUCUUUGGCAGCUCUAGUGGAAUACUACCACAUCAACCCACUGCCCAACCAUGGCUCUCUGUGUCUACAACAGCCAUACGGAUACACACCACCCAGGUGACAUCAUCACCACCAUGGUGAUCCUCACAUCAUCAUCUCAUCGUAUCUACAGCUACAUGGUCUGGUUUUGACUUCCACUGCUGGUUACAGGAACCUCCAACAGCUGCUCCAGAUAUAAAGACACAGAUAAACAUGGAUUCUUGUGAUGUUAUGAACUGAUAUUAAACCAAAUCCUGUUGGAUUUUCACAGUUGUGCAGAUUGCACUCAACUGCUGUUGGUGAAAUGAGACUGUUAUUACCAGUUCAGCUACCUGGGCCAUAUUGCUGGGGGUUAUGUAGCUAUUCCUAGCCUUAAUUUUGCACAAAAAACUAUGCACAUAUAUACACAACAGGAGAGCAUUUGCCAUUUGGAAUCCAUGUCCAGAGGAAUAUGGCUUUGCAUUCUGUGUAAAAGCAAUGGCAUUCCUGUUUCUUUUAACAAUACUAUCAAUAGUGCUCCAUCUUAGGCUUUUGUUACACUGUAUGAAAUGAAGGCAUUCAGCCACACCCUGCUAACAGGUGGAACUUUGUGGAAGCAAACUUUUUUUGUUCCAGCUUGACUGUGCCAAUAAAGACAUGGCUUGACAAGUUUAGUGUUGAGGAAUCAAGUGGUCUGCUGACCUUGAUGAAUUGGAAUGUCAGCUGUGAGCCAGGCCUUCUCAUCCAGCAUCAGUGUUAAUUUUUCAGUUUGCACUUUAAAAUCCUCUGGAGAGCGUUCCCAAAAGAGAAGUGGUUGCUAUUGCAACUCCUUAUUAAUGUCAGUGGUUUAGGAACAGGAUGUUUAACUCUCUUAAAAGCUAAAGAUGAAUCGGCUGCUAUAGGUAAGUUGCCCCUUUGGUUGAAGUGAGUGAAUUCAUGAGUGUCUGUUGGCCAGCAGUAGUUUAGAAAUGAUAAAGCUGUUGAAAACUGAAUGCAAUUUUAAUAGCUACAGACAAACAUGAACUAACUGGAUCUCAGAGGCACAAAUGCAUGUCAUGACCCUUGUCUUUAACCUAUGAAUUAUGAGUUUUAGUUUUGCUUAGGUGCUAAGAGUUUUUUGUAUUUAACAAUGCAAUUUAAAAAGUGAGGUCACGCUGUGAAAAAAAGUUACAAAAAAGUUCUUCACUGAGUAAAAGGAGAUGAAAUUAACUUGCUUUUUAAAACUAAUAAAAAAUAAAACGCAAGUUACUUUUCAGUGGAGCCGGACUGUGUAUCAAAAUACUGAAUUCAUAACGCUGUUUAUUGUCUGUAUAGCACGUCCAGUCACUCGGCCCCACUGAGCAUGUUCAAACUUUUUGUAUAUAAAUAUGCUUUGUGUACACUUCUCCUGAUACUUUCUAAAUCAAAAUGUUCUUUCAGAUCAAUAUUAUAAACACUGCAAAAAAUGUUUUUAAAAAUGUACAGUUUUAUUUAAU
Trichomycterus rosablanca is the source of this 3244-nucleotide messenger RNA. It is a transcript of the gene sh3bp2, whose product is annotated as SH3-domain binding protein 2. NCBI's taxonomy places the organism in Eukaryota, Metazoa, Chordata, Actinopteri, Siluriformes, Trichomycteridae. The transcript is spliced from 15 exons. Gene Ontology annotation, biological process: signal transduction. Bases 1 to 1872 code for a protein of 623 amino acids. Gene Ontology annotation, molecular function: SH3 domain binding. The record is from RefSeq and is a predicted model, not a curated record.